AUGGAUCACAAUUCACAUGAUAGCUGCAGCACCACGACGCUAGCUAGAGGCGUCGACAUGUUCAACCGCCGUGGCUCUGUAAUUGCCGUCGUUAUCCCCGGGCUUGGAAACGCGGAAACCCUCACCGGUGCCUCGGUGCAUUCCGAUCAACCGUCCACCGCCUCCGACUCGGAUUCUCAUCACCACAAUCACAAACAACCGGAUCGACCGGAUCCAAAUCAUGGCGACUGGCGUCCGGUGUACCCGCGUUUGGUCUCCUUCCACGAUUGUCUCUCGCUUGCCUCGGCGUGGAGUCUCGGUCAGCCGCCGCCUUGGAACGAGCACCGGCCGACUGGCGCUAGCCAAGCGCAGAGCCGGUCCGAGGACGAUCCAGGAGACGGAAAGUCGAACGAUCUUCUCAAUUCAUGUCCAGCAUUCAGAAAUGAACUCGGAGUCGAAUCAGUGCGUCGAGUGGCUCUCUCACGCGCGACUCGGGACGCCGUUGUGGACGUUCGGUCGACGGAAACCUGGCAUCGAGAACACACGGCGGCUGAAGCUCACAUUCUCGAAGAUGUCUCGAACGUUUAUUUGGGUGGUCGACUGUGCGCGGCGCGUCAACCAAAAUGCGUGAUCGAGCCACAAGAUAUCGGCAGCUACUACUACAGACACUGCUUUGUGGGAAGACAGCACAUGGAGAUGGUUGGAAUGGACGAGGAUCUCGGGCCGAUCGUCGUCUCGGUUGUGAAAGAUCUGGCGGAUAAAGGGCGCUUCGUGACACCAAUAGAGGCGAAGGGUGCAAUGAAAGUGCCAAAGCAAACAAUUUAUCGGAUGAUUAUUCGAAUCGGCGAUCUGAAAACGAUGAGAGUAGCCAUUUCGGAAGAUGUUUUACCCGAGUCAAAAGAUGGAGCCGAGCGUGUCUCAUCUCGAGCCCUUUUUAGAGAGCUUUUGGAGAUCGUUUGCCCCCAGCUACACUUCUCGGUGCUUCGGCCGGCGCUGCAAACGCAGAAAUUCGAGGAGCUGUUGACGAAAAUCGACGAGCAACCAAUCUAUGCAAGAUAUAAGGUUGGCGUCAUUUUGUGCAUGGACGGGCAAAGCACCGAGGAGCAAAUGUACAACAAUGAGACGAGUUCGCCGGCUUUCGACGAGUUUCUCGAAUUUUUGGGGCAACGAGUCCGCUUGAAAGGCUUUGAUCAAUACAAGGGCGGUCUCGACACAAAAGGUGACACGACUGGUGCACACAGCGUUUAUGCAGAGUAUGAGAGUCACGAGAUCAUGUUUCACGUCUCAACCCUCCUUCCCUACACUCCACAGAAUCGACAACAGCUAGCCCGAAAGCGCCACAUUGGAAACGAUAUGGUAACCAUCGUCUUUCAAGAGGCUGGCGCUUUGCCAUUCUCGCCGAAUACCGUUCGUUCACAUUUCCAACACGUUUUCAUCGUGGUUCGAGUUUCGAAUCCGUGCACAGAGAACGUCUCGUACAGUGUUGCUGUUUGUCGUGCCCUAGACGUGCCCUCAUUCGGUCCACCGAUCCCCCGCGGUGCCACUUUCAACAAAUGCGCUUACUUUCAUGAUUGGCUGCUCACGAAAAUCAUAAAUGCUGAAAAUGCUGUGCACCGAUCAAAGAAAUUCGCCGCCAUGGCUGCAAGAACAAGACGAGAAGCUUUAAGAGACCUUGUCGAGAACCAUGGUGGCCCGGUGAACGAGGGACCUGCGCGGAUAGCAAGUCGUCUCCUGGGCGGAUCGGUGAAACGUCGCGAGCGCACGGUUCCGCUGAAGCCGCAGCUGGUGUCACCGCUUCGGGGCGCACUCUCGUGGCUCGUCGACGUGCACGAUCACUCGCUGAAUCUCCGCGUCUCCUGUGUACUUGGUCUCUCCUUUGACGCGCUGGUGCUGUUAGAGCGGCCAACCGGUGUCCCAAUCUUUAUCACGCCCACUCAUUCGAUUAUUGGAUGGAUUGCAAACCCGGAGACUGGCUUAAAAAUCUAUUAUGAUCAUGGGGAUAUGUUGUUGGUGAGAUGCUGUGUGGCAGAGGGAAGCGCCGAGAUCGAGUUGGCUACGCUGUUGGAGAGACUCAGCAAUGUGACGAAAGGAGAAGAGGCACGAGAGGUGAUGGUGCGCAGGAGUAGACUGGAGUCAUGGGGUUUCCAUAUUCAGGAUGAAGGAGUGGUCACCGACGUUGAAAUGUAUCAAACAGCAUGGAAAGCCGGUUUGCGACAAGGCAGUCGCAUUGUUGAGAUUGAGGGUUUUGCAUUAGCAACGCUCUCGAUGGAGCGCAUUUGUGAUUUGCUGAAUGAGAAAGAGGCGUUGCGAUUGUUGUUGAUUGCGCCGGCGUCCGAUGGGAGUCCGAGAAGGGGAUGCGAGGAUCCAAAUUGUGCGGCGAUGCGCGGCACCCAGGACUGCAUGCUGACACCAGACGCUUUCGCCAGGCAGCCAAUCACAUACGGUGACAUGCUGCGCUUGCGUGCUAGAGACUUGGACACGUCUCCGCACUCCUCUCCCCUCUCGAAUCUCUCAAACGAUGGCUCUUUCUCGUUUAUCACAAAGCACGCUCCACGAUACGAGGGUGCUCAUCACACGAAUCAAAUAAGACCAAAAAACUCAUUAGGGACGACGAACAACAAUGGGGCAUCGGUUUCCGACGGAUUAUCUCAAUUGUUGCAUGCGCCCAAAUUGAACAGAGCCUUUUCUGAUGAGUUUUUGCGAUUGGGGAGGAGUCAAGAUGGAGAGAUGAAUCCCCUCGUCGGCGAGGUGGAUCGGCUGAAGGGUGAACUCUCGCGCGCGCAACUCCACAUCGAGAAGCUCGUGCAUGAGAAUCGACGCCUUGAGGAAGCGCUGGCGAAAGAAAAACACGCUCACGAGGUGACGAGAAAAGAGAUG
Molecule: messenger RNA, 2856 nt
Organism: Mesorhabditis belari
Lineage: Eukaryota; Metazoa; Nematoda; Chromadorea; Rhabditida; Rhabditidae
Source: the annotation of a GenBank genome assembly